This is a messenger RNA of Argiope bruennichi, 993 nucleotides long. RefSeq lists its product as uncharacterized. The coding region runs from base 122 to 949 and encodes 275 amino acids. The record is from RefSeq and is a predicted model, not a curated record. The transcript is spliced from 7 exons. NCBI's taxonomy places the organism in Eukaryota, Metazoa, Arthropoda, Arachnida, Araneae, Araneidae.
CGUUGGCAUAGUUUUUAAAAGCCGUACUUCACAUGUAUAAUUUGUUGAAUUAUUUUUUAAUGAUUUCUAUUCUCUGGUGUUGAACAUUACCGAAAUUACAGAUUCUGAAAUAUUUUUUACAAUGACUGAAAUUGUACAGGAGUCGCCACAACUAUCAAAUUCUAGGGAAUCCAACGUCGCAUUUCCAGGUAUCUCUGGGGCAUCGAACCCAAUACAAACUUCCGGAGCAGCUGAAUUGGUGAUUAAUGUCCAAGAAGCAACGGCAAAUUACAAUAAUGACCCUCAUGGUUCUCAAUUGCGAAUGUUUGGUCAUCAGACAUCAAUGGUGGAAAGAGAAAUCGACAAGAUCUUCACUUGGCAAAGCAAAAGAUUGAGUUUCAUAGAUCCGACUAGUCGUCAGUCUGAAGCAUCCGCUCAUAGCGUAAGACAGGCGACAUCAGCUGCAAGCAAAUAUCCAAGAUUUCUCAUAAAAAUAAAUGAUAUCAUCCAAAAUAUAAAAGAAUCCAAAUAUUACUUGCUAAUGAAAUACAUUUUGCUUGCCCUGCCAAUUUCCGCUUGUUACAUGGGUGCGAGAUACGAUUGUCCUAUAAGUGAAGUGACGCCAAGUAUGCUCCAGUUAAUAGGAGUUUUCACCAUAUUUCUGAUUCUUUUUCGUAUUGCAACUACCUUCACAAGACAACUCUCCAGAUCAAUUAUUACGAUGAUGGAAUAUGCUAGUCUAGGACUUAGCUGGAGUUUAGGUCUUGCACUGUGCAUUGAAAUGAUUCCCUUUUACAAUUUAAGUCCUGAUUUCGAAAACACUCUCUCUCGUAAUUACUGCCACAAGACCUUUUACUAUUACACGUUCUACAUGAAUAUCGUAGCUGUGGUGAUUGGAUGCGUGGCGCUGCUGUUGCAUACGCCUUGCUUUAAAGAAACGACUGAAAUCGCUUAUAUCCGGAUGGGUUAGUUUACUCAUCUUGGAUAUCCAUUCUGUUUUAACAUACUUUUUUA